This is a messenger RNA of Penicillium subrubescens, 1449 nucleotides long. RefSeq names its product arylsulfotransferase family protein. The transcript has a single exon. The record is from RefSeq and is a predicted model, not a curated record. NCBI's taxonomy places the organism in Eukaryota, Fungi, Ascomycota, Eurotiomycetes, Eurotiales, Aspergillaceae. The coding region runs from base 1 to 1449 and encodes 482 amino acids.
AUGAAUGUGACAAAGAAUGGCAAGACAGAGCCAGGGUAUAUCUUCUUGUCUCCUACCGACAUGCUCAAAGGCCAUGGUUCUCCUACUAUAUACACUGACGAUGGCGAGAUCGUCUGGCAGGGCCAAUCGGGGCAUAUUACUGGAUUUCAGUCCCAGACACUGAACGGCGAGCCUGUCCUGACGUAUUGGAACGGCACUGUCAGUAUGUUGGGAUUUGGAUAUGGAUCAAUCCACUUCUUGAAUCAAUCAUACGAGGAGAUCCAUCGAGUCACACUAUCGGAUGACAAUCUCAAUUUCAAAUCCGCUCUCGGACCUCGAUUCCCCUCGUACAUUGAUGUUCACGAAGAUGCGAUCACAAAUCGAGGCUCGGUGAUGGUUACUGCGUAUAAUGUGACAAGAGCCGAUCUGCGCAGUGUCGGAGGGCCUAAAGAUGGCUGGGUCCAUGAUAGUCAAUUCUAUGAAAUUGAAAUCGCUAGCAACAAAGUGCUUUUCAGUUGGAGUGCGUUGGAUCACUUGAAUCUUUCUCAUUCUGCGGUACCUCUUGCUGGAGCUGGACAUAACCAGAGCAAUCCCUGGGACUUUGCGCAUCUCAACUCGGUCAUGAGAUAUGGAGAGAACUAUGCUCUUUCAGCUCAUGGAUAUUGCAGUGUCUAUGCAAUUGAUUCGAAAGGAAACAUCAAGUGGACUCUCGAUGCAUGUCUGACGUUCUUCGCUUUAAUCACUCAAUAUCUAAUAAGAACUUCUUCACAGGGGCGAACGGGCGGUGAUUUCAAAUUAGGCCCUGGUACAAAUUUCUGCUUCCAACACGACGUGAGGAUCGAGUCGCAGACGAACAAACCAAUUACACUCCGCAUGCACAACAACGAUAACGCGCCUUUUUCUAAAGGAAUGGCAGCCACAACAGGACUUCUGCUAGACUUGGAUUUCGAUGCGAAAACCGCGAGUUUGAAUCGUCAUCUAUGGGAUGCCGAUGAAGUGGUCUAUGCUACGAGCCAGGGUAGCUAUCAGAAUCUCACCAAUGGUCAUGUUUUGUUGGGCCAUGGCUCUGUUCCAAAAUUGGAAGAAUACGACGACGCUGGAGGCGUGGUGAUGCGGGCACGAUUUGGCUACGACAAUAUCCUUAUGUCAUAUCGCGCCUUUCGAGGAGCGUGGAGUGGGAAACCGACUACGAAGCCAAGUGUUUAUGCUUGUGUUGCGAAAUCUAAUACUGGCAUUCAACAGCUACGGGUGUAUGCCAGUUGGAAUGGAGCGACUGACGUACAGUCCUGGGAGGUUUACCUUGGAAAUGAGAAGAACAAGCUACAAAAAGCGACAACUGCGGUAUAUAAUGGCUUCGAGACGGAGAUUCGACUUCAAACAACUAGUAACUAUACUUUGGUCAAAGCUGUUCAAGGCUGGGGUAGUGCCCAGUCUGAGGUGGUUCAAAUUGAGGCAAGUUGUUCGGGGUAA